AUUUUAAUUCUAAUACACAAUGCAAAUAGACCCGUAAAAAUGAGUUCCACGUCAUCUAAGCCCUUACCAUCUCGUAUGAUGCUUCAAAUACUGAAGCAAAAGAGAACUAACGCGCAUCUAGGAUAUUCGCUACUAAAAAGAAAGAGUGAUGCUUUAGCAUCGAAGUUCAGAAAGCUACUUAAGGAUACCAUACAGGGCAAGGAAAAGGUGAUAGAGGGAUUUAACGAAGCGUCGUACGCACUCUCUAAUGCCGUGUGGUCAGCAGGAGAUUUCAAAUCACUGGUAGUGGAAUCUGUAGGUAGAUCUGCCGUUACACUGCGAGUACGCACGGAAAAUGUAGCCGGAGUGAUCAUACCACACUUUGAAUUAAAAAUCGACCCUACAGUCGAUGUUAUCGCAAACAUUGGAUUAACAACCGGUGGACAUGUUAUACAUUCCGUGAAAACAGCACAUCUAGAGUUCUUGGAAACCCUGGCUGAACUGGCAUCACUCCAGGUAUCCUUCAUGAUGCUGGAGCAGGAAAUUAAAAUGACAAACAGGCGUGUAAACGCACUUGAUAAUCUGGUAAUACCGACAAUCGACAACAACCUGGAGUACAUCAAGCGUGAAUUAGAUGAACUAGAACGUGAAGAGUUCUAUAGACUGAAAAUGGUGCGCAACAUGAACCAAGAUGAUGAUAUCCCAAAACGGGCGUCAACGGAUUCACAAGAUGUACACGAAACUGGCCAAUCCGAGCCACAGACAAUAUUCGAGUCAGUAGAUGAAGAUAUCGUUGUUUAGACUAUGUAAUC
Molecule: messenger RNA, 791 nt
Organism: Babesia bovis T2Bo
Lineage: Eukaryota; Apicomplexa; Aconoidasida; Piroplasmida; Babesiidae
Product: V-type H+ transporting ATPase subunit D family protein
Exons: 6
Coding region: 40-780 (246 amino acids)
Cellular component (GO): vacuolar membrane; proton-transporting V-type ATPase complex
Molecular function (GO): proton-transporting ATPase activity, rotational mechanism
Source: RefSeq, a predicted model, not a curated record